Platichthys flesus (European flounder) is the source of this 2596-nucleotide messenger RNA. RefSeq names its product transmembrane protein 183A (gene tmem183a). Gene Ontology annotation, cellular component: SCF ubiquitin ligase complex. The coding region runs from base 127 to 1215 and encodes 362 amino acids. Gene Ontology annotation, biological process: regulation of protein stability. Lineage: Eukaryota; Metazoa; Chordata; Actinopteri; Pleuronectiformes; Pleuronectidae. The record is from RefSeq and is a predicted model, not a curated record. Gene Ontology annotation, molecular function: protein binding. The transcript is spliced from 8 exons.
AAGAUCCUGGCGGAACACUUUUAAAUUUCUCUUUAAUUUUUCUUUCUUUCUCUGUACGUCGGCUUGCCAUAGAGGCAUGGCAGGACUCACAGCCCCGCUAAGCGUCCGCAGAUCAUUGGUGUCGUCAUGCCCAAGAAAGGGAACCGAAAACGGCUGAAAUUUAAGACCGGGGACGUCUGUUCGGAAUCAGUGACGGUAGCUGAUUAUGCUGAUGCCGACCCAGCUGUUGUGAAGUCGGGGAGGGUGAAGAAGGCUUUCGUGAAUGCAGUUGCUAAAGAAGUGAAAUCCCUCUGUGGCCUGGAGGCGUCUCAGGGGGCUGUAGAGGAAGUCCUCUCGUCUGCUGUGAGUGUCAACACAGACGCUUCGGACGGCAGUGAAGACCUGGACCACGAAGAAGACGGAGAACAUGAAACAAAGGUGGCCGACAAGAAGAAAAACAAGAGAAGAAAGGAGAGCAGUGAGAGCAGCGAUGGGGGGGAGUAUCCAAUGGAUAUUUGGCUAAUGCUCUCCGCCUAUAUUCGGCCUGAGGAUGUGUGCAAAUUUGCGCUUAUCUGUAGAAAUGCCUGGACAGUAACUUGCACCGCAGCUUUUUGGACAAGGCUUUAUAGAAGACACUAUAGGAUUGAUGUUGAUCUGCCACUUCGUCUCCAGCCUUACUCCAUUGAUAUAUUGAAUCGUCUAAGGGCCCGCGUCAUUCGCUCCCUUUUCCAUUUGUACGAACCAUUCAGCUUGCGUGUCUCGAAAAUUCCUGCCCUGCCCGAAUCCACGCCCACAACUUUGCUCAACUCCAGGUGUUUACUCUUCUGGGUCAAAAGGAUGUCAGGGACUCGACCAGAUGUAUUGUGGGAGUUCAACUUCAAGUUUUUAAAACAGCGGGCACACACUAAAAAUGGUUGUGCCAAGUCCUUGAGCUUGCCCAGACAAUACGAACAUGUCCACACAAACCCGGACACUGACUGCUAUGUGCUUCAGGUCACAACACUCAACUUCAUCUUCACCCCUGUGGUCAUGGGCAUGACCCUGACCUUGUUUACCAUCAACGUCAGCACAGACAUGCGGCACCAUCGUGUCCGUCUGGUGUUCCAGGACUCGCCACUCCACCGUGGGAAGAAGAGGGUUGAUCACUGCGGGACCCAGGUGGUGUUGGAUCCUGUCCACAGUGUGAGGCUAAUGGACUGGUGGCAUCCACAGUACCCCUACAUAUCCUCCAUAUAGGAUAUCUGCUCUCUCUGUUCCCUCUGCAUUAUUAUUCCCCCCUUAGAGUUCCACUGUUAAUUUCAUCCCUCUCGCCAAAAAGAAGAAAUUCCAAUGGAUGAUUCUGCAAAAACUCAAAUCUUGAAAAGGUUAUUGCACAUUCACGUUUUUACUUGUCAUUGUUAGAUGUUAAGUCCAACAGUGACUGGCCUCAGGUGGGAUGCAAAUACCUCAUUCGAGUGUGGCCAUAAGACUUAAAGGUUUCACUGCAGAAUCAUCCAAUAUUAGCAUUAUUCCUUGGGCUGUUUUUGUUGUUUAUUUAUACAAGUCUGCCGAUGUCCACACAUCAGCAAUCCUUCUUCUCUUCAAAAGUCUUUGUGUAAUCAUGGAGUAAUAGUGCUGGGUGUUAUGGUAAAGAAAUGAAUGUCAUAACCAGGAAAUCAUUUAUCUGAAUUGUCUUAGUAUCUGUUAAUACAUGAAAGACCAGGUUGGAUUGUUGAGUAAGGCACAUUUCAAAGUCGCAGUGAAACUGAUUCAUGGGAACUCUACUAAUGGUUCUGGGAGAAAUUAAGUUUGAAAUUAUUUUGCAUGGUUUGCAUAAUGUUUUACAAUAUUACAGCAUUAGUUCAUAGAUGCAUCACACACACAUGGCAGACAGGAACAUUUAUUUAGUACUACUAGACCACUCCCCCAUUCUCCUAGCAGACAACAUGGUUGUAAGUUGAACCUACAUGUGUGACACAUUUUGUAGAAGAGUUUCUAAAGCUCAUGGGUGAACAAGGUGCUAUAUUUGUACUUACCUCUUAUAGUUUGUUUUAUGCUCACUUGAAAGUUACUCUGAAGUAUCUAGAUUAUUGCGUUGAUUUGAGUUUUGAUAAUAAUGCCCCAACAUAUUGCUGAAAACCAUGUUUUUUUAUUCAGGGUGUAUUUAAAUCUAGGCAGCCUCUCUUAGUUUUUUUUAUAUUAAAGACACUGCUUUACACUGAAAAGGACAAAGAGAUGAUUUACUAGAUGUCACCAACACUCCUGCUAAUUUUGGCAGUGUUUCUUUAAAUGUUUCAUGACUGAAAUAUCUUGACUGUUUUCUCGCCGAUCGUGUGGCCCACGUCCCUCACUGCCAUCCACCUCUGGACAUUCAGUCUCAACUCUGAAUAGCUCAAAGGUUCAAAGUGGUUUGUCUUGUGCAUAUUGAAUGUAAGUAGAUUUAUACCAAUCACAUGCUUGAAACCAAUCAAUUGGUACGAAGAGAACGAGCUACUAUUGACAUUGUCCAUCCAUCAUUUAAAAUUGAUUUGUUUUGCACUUAGAUUACACCUAAGUAUAAAUAGUCUUAUCAGGUGAGAGUUCCACUGAUUAAAAUAAACUUACUGCACUGAAAUAAAGUGAAACUGCCCUUGAAGAA